AUGGAGAGUUUCAAGAAAGAAAGAGAAAUAAUAAGAAAACACUUCAAGAAAAUAUGUGCAGAAAUAGACCUGAAAAUAAGCGACAAAGAACGGAGCAAGGACGACAUGUUAUCCCUUUUAAGGCAAUUAGAAGACAAGGGUGACCGACUAUUCUCUUCAGAUGAAAACAUUAGAGGAAUGUUAUUAUCAAAUGAAACUGAAGAGGAAGAUUUAGAAGAGGAAUUCAACAAAGUAGAAUUUUUCCGAGAAGAAUUCGUAAGGAAAAGAACUGAAUGUGAAGCUGAGUUGAAGAAGUUAUUGGAUCAAACAACAUCGCAAGAAUGCAGCGGCGAAAAGAACAAGAGAAAAUUCUGGCUUCCACAAAUUGAAAUGAAAAAAUUCGACGGAAAUGUCAAAAAUUGGAUAGGAUUUUGGGGACAGUUCCGAAAAAUACAUGAAGACAUGGAAAUCGAUUCAGAAGACAAAUUUCAGUACCUACUUCAGGCAACAGAAGUUGAUUCAGCAGCAAGAAAGCUAGUGGAGAGUUUUCCUCCAUCAGGAGCGAAUUACAUGAUAGCUGUCGAUCAGAUGAAGGCAAGGUUUGCAAAAGAUGAAUUCCUUAUCGAGGUGUAUGUGAGAGAAUUACUGAGUUUAGUUCUCAAACAAACAAUGGACAAUACAAGUAUGUCACUUUCCAAUCUUUAUGAUAAGUUAGAAACACAACUUAGGGCAUUGGAAUCUCUAGGGGUAACAAAGGAAAAAUAUGCGGCAAUGUUGUAUCCUUUGGUAGAGUCUUCAUUACCGAACGAUACAUUGAAAGCAUGGGAAAGAUAUCGCAGUUCAAAUGAAGUGAACAACAUUUCUAAUCCAAAUGAGAUAGGGAAAAGUAUUUGUGGUUCUGAUAAUCUGUCAUUUUUAUUAGAUUUCUUACGAAGCGAAGUUGAAUCAGAAAAAAGAAUAAAUCUAGCACAGUCAAGUUUCUACAAUGAAGCAGUCGAUAAAACAGGUGACGGUGGAUUAUACACAGCUGCAGCAUUGUAUUCAGCAAGUUCGAAAGACGCAGGAAAAGUUGGUAAGAAAGUUCCAUAUUGUCUCUUCUGUACAAAAUCUCACUGGAGUCAAGAUUGUCUCAAAGCUCAGAAAUUAUCUUUGAAUGAAAGAAAAAAUAUUGUCAAAGAAAAGAAAGGCCUAAAACAAUAUCAUUCUUGUAAACAAUGCAGAGCAUUUGUGAGAUGUAUAGUUUGUUCGAGGAAACAUUAUCCAAUAAUGUGUCCGGAUUUAGAUGUGAAAAAGGGAAAGAAGGAUACUGAGAAGAAUGAAAUAGAAAAUAUUUUGACUAGCAACUUAUCUAAUACAGUAUUAUUGCAAACAGUUCUUGUGCGGAUUCAUUUUGAAGGGAGCGAAAAAAUAGUUAGAGCAUUAUUAGAUUCUGGUUCACAAAGAUCUUAUAUUUUAUCUAGAAGUGCAGAAGAACUAAAGUUGAGGAAAAUUGACAAUGAAACUAUAAUACAGGGAGUUUUUGGAGGGAAGCAAUCGCAACCAGAAACUCAUAAGUUAUUCGAAGUAACAAUAAAAAGUAUUGAUAACACACAUGAAUUUAAAAUCAAUAUGUUGAAUCAAGAUAAAAUCUGCAAUUAUAUUCCUCGUAUUAAUGAUUCAUCUUGUAUAAAUUAUUUGAAGCAAAGUAAUAUUGUGAUUCACGAUAGCAAUUUGUCAAAUGCUCCAAAGGAAAUUGAACUAUUACUAGGAGCAGAUAUAUUUGGUCAUUUAUUAACUGGUAGAAAACAUCACCUUGAUGGUGGACUUGUAGCGUUCGAAACAUAUUUGGGGUGGACACUCAUCGGACAGUACGACACAAAACAACGCAAUGAGACUAUAUUUUCUGGAUUUUCCGAAUUGUCAAUACCAGACUCAUGGGAGUUAGAAUUACUUGGUAUAAAAGAUUCAGUACAAGUAAAAUCAAAUGAAAUUCUAGAAGAGCAAGCUUUGAUCCAUUUCUAUGAUACUAUUACUAUAAAUGACGAAAAAAGAUAUGAAAUUAAAUUACCUUGGUCGCAAGAUCACUUGAAUAUUUUAGAUAAUAAGGAAAUGGCUCUUAGUAGAUUAGAGUCUAAUACAAAAAGAUUGCUGAGUUUGAAAAAAUAUGAUGAUUAUUCAAGGGUAUUCGAUGAAUGGGAAGAAUUGGGAAUUAUUGAGGAAGUGACCGACGAGAAAGAAAUGAGACAAGAAAAUUCUAUUCAUUAUUUGUCGCACCAUGCAGUCAUUAAAGAAUCAAGUGCAACUACGAAAAUUCGCCCAGUUUUCGAUGCAUCAGCUAGGGACAAGGAUGGGAAUUCAUUAAAUGAUAGAGAUAGAGAAGAUAGAGAUUAUUUAAGAUUUUUCUGGUGGAGAAACUACUCAGAAAAGGAAAUUAAAAUAUACAAGCAUUGCAGAGUAGUGUUUGGUGUCAAAUGCAGUUCAUUUAUUUUGUCAGCUACGAUUAGUUAUCAUUUGGAUAAUGUUGCAGUACAGUUGAAAAAGACGGCGGAAAAAUUGAAAAAUUCAUUUUACGUAGAUAACUCUGUAACAAGUGUAACAAAUGAAUCAGAAUGCGCAAAAUUUAUCGAAGAAGCAACAUUUAUUAUGUCGUCUGCAAAGUUCAACUUACGAGGAUGGAUAUACAAUUCCCAAAAAUCUAAGGAAAUUUCUGAUCAAGUGAACGUAGUUGGAGUACUACGACUACUUUGGAAUAUACAAGAAGAUACAUUAUUUUGUGAUAUCCAUAGCAUGUCUGAUUCUCAAAUUGUAUUGACUAAACGAAGUUUGCUAUCAGUGGCACAAAAAAUUUUUGAUUCAAUUGAUUUCUUGUGUCCAGUAUUAUUGAUUCCCAAAUUAUUAUUACAGGAAACUUGGCAAGUUAAGAUUGGCUGGGAUCAAGAAUUGCCAUCUGAAAUAUCUAAAAAAUUUCAAUGCUGGGCAAAACAAGUAGAUUUAUUUGUUCAUUGUAAAAUUCCAAGGACACUUUGUGGAAAUUCCAAUUUAGAAAAUUCUUCGAACUCGACCAUCCACGUAUUUUGCGACGCUAGUAAAUCAGCAUAUGCAAGUUGCAUAUUUCUAAGAACCAUUAUUAAUGGAGUGAUUUCAGUCAAUAUAAUUCUUGCUAAAUCUAGACUAGCUCCAAAAAAUAUCACUUUACCUAGACUGGAAUUAUUGGCGGCAUUACUAGGUGUCAGACUAUACAUAACUGUUACAAAAAUAAAAGAAUUUUGCGAUAUGAAGACUUACUUCUGGAGUGAUUCAAUGGUGACAUUGACCUGGAUAAGAACAAAAGGACAAUGGAAAACUUUUGUGGAAAACAGGGUUAAAGACAUAAGGCUACAUACAAAUACAGAUGAUUGGUAUCAUGUUCCAGGCAAAAUCAAUCCAGCAGAUCUGGCUUCCAGAGGCUGCAAUGCCAGAACUUUGCUGGAAACUAAGUGGUGGUUUGGUCCAACAUGGUUAAAAAAUAAUUCAGAAGAAUGGCCUAAUAAUGAAAUAUUUUGUCCAGAAGAAGUGAAUUCAGAAAAAAGGAAUACAACACAAGUUCUUAUAUCAAAAGUGAAUAAAACAACUGAAGAAUUUCAAUACUUUUCAAAAUACUCUAAAGUUUUGAGGAUGAUCGCAUGGAUGUUGAGAUUUGGAUUCAACUCAAAACGAAGAAAUUUGAAGAAAUCAGGUGAAAUCACAUGUGAUGAAGUCAGUGAAGCAGAAAAAAGAUUACUUAGAAUGGUGCAAGAAGAAGUUUUCGGUAAAGAUCUCAGUUCCUUAAAUUUGGAGACUUUUCAAGACGAAAAUAAAUUAUGGAGAAUAAGGUCAAGACUAAUUCUGGGAGAUUUUGAAGAAAAUUUCAAAUACCCUAUUCUACUUCCUAGUAAGCAUGUUCUGGUUAAUAGACUCAUAGAAGAAUAUCAUAUACUCAAUCGUCAUACAGGAGUUCAAACAUUGUUGAGUAUUCUGAGGGAGAAAUUCUGGAUAUUAAAGGGUAGGAAAACUGUGAGACAAGUAAUUUCAAAAUGCUGUUUAUGUAAAAGAUAUACCAGUAAACCUAUAGAGACACCUUUUGCACCUUUACCUAGAAAUAGAAUAACAUGUGGAAAAGCUUUCAAUGUGGUUGGUAUAGAUUUGGCUGGACCUCUGUAUCUCAAAGAUAAAACGAAAACGUGGAUAGUAUUAUUCACAUGCGCAGUUUAUAGAGCAAUACAUCUGGAACUGGCUCAUCCAAGGCCCAGGACGGGUUACAGAUGCUCCAGCCUAUUCGACUGCACAGGCAGCUCCAACAACGGGGCCAGUGCCGAGAAGAAGGAAAUCUGCACUCCAGAGGAGAAAUCCUAUAACCCGACCGACCAGUCGGAGAUGGAGGUGGAUUCAGCGAGGGCUCCCACCGAGCUGAUGUCUCCCGUUGCCCUACCGGAAUCUAAGGAUACCGGCGGGCACGAGAGGGGGGCGGAGAAGGGGGAACUGAGCGGGGUUCCACACCACACAAAGCACUGA
Messenger RNA from Coccinella septempunctata (seven-spotted ladybird), 4488 nucleotides. RefSeq lists its product as uncharacterized. Gene Ontology annotation, biological process: proteolysis. NCBI's taxonomy places the organism in Eukaryota, Metazoa, Arthropoda, Insecta, Coleoptera, Coccinellidae. The record is from RefSeq and is a predicted model, not a curated record. The coding region runs from base 1 to 4488 and encodes 1495 amino acids. Gene Ontology annotation, molecular function: aspartic-type endopeptidase activity. The transcript has 2 exons.